AUGCCCCUUUCCUCUUUUGAUGUAUGCAUUGUCUGGCAUCACAACGCAUUGUCUGGCAUCACAAGGCAUUGUCUGGCAUCACAAGGCAUUGUCUGGCAUCACAAGGCAUUGUCUGGCAUCAAAAGGCAUUGUCUGGCAUCACAAGGCAUUUUACCUUUCAUGUACUUAUCAUUGUUGAUGAUAGAAAAAAAAACAUCUUCUAAAAAUUCAUUCAGGGCCUGCCAUAGUCUGAUGGUGCAACAGUUACUAAAGAAGAUGGAGGAUGUUCACAAGAUGUGUGAGAAGCGAAUGGAAAGCUUGAGGCAGAUUGUCGAUCCUAGAUCCCAGGCAAAUGCUUUACACGAGCAGAUAGAGGAGGGGUCAAAGGCAAACAAAGAUUUUACAGAUGGGAGUCAGAGAAAGAAGUCAGAAGAUGACAAGAAGCCAACAAAUUUACUGGAGAAGAGUGUGCGGUACCGCCCAGACAACCAUCAUCAGCCAAGCCAGCAAAAAUCAAGGUCUGCCUCAAGUCCAACCAUCUCACGACCAUUUGAAAGUGCCAGCGAUUUUACUGCUUCCAUUCCACAGCAGAAUCAUCGUUCAACAUCCAUUGGAUCUUCAGUCAUCACUGAAAACCACCAGAGUAGCCUGCCCUUAUCAUCAGCCUCCUUGACUGAAGCUGAGGCUCUUUUGGCCAUGAGAAAGCGUGUCAUGAAUGAGCUAACAGAGACAGAGAUUGCCUAUGUCAAUGAACUACAACAGAUUAUUGAGGAGUACUAUAAAAAGAUGGAUGACAGAUCUAUGCAGAUGAUGAUUCCGCCUGCUCUUUUAGGCAAGAAACACGUUUUGUUUGGAAACUUGGAGGACAUUUAUCAUUUUCAUAAAGAUGUAUUUUUGCAAGAACUGAAAGACUGCAGGGACUGUCCUUCAAGAGUGGGCAAAUGCUUUGUGAACAGGAAAGAAGAGUUCCAGAUGUACAGCAUUUACUGUCAAAACAAGCCAAAGUCUGAAGCAUUGAGAAUGACUGUGGAUGACAAUAAUGCUUUUUUCAAGGAGUGCCAGAAAAGUCUGGGUCAUAAACUUCCACUGGGAGCCUAUCUUCUGAAGCCCAUACAGAGAAUCACUAAGUACCAGUUGUUGCUUAAGGAAAUGCUAAAGUUCACAAGUGAUAACCCUGAAAUGACUGUUGCCUUGCAAGAAGCACUGGACACAAUGUUGUCAGUUCUAACUUUCCUGAACGACAGCAUGCACCAGGUCUCCAUUACAGGAUACACUGAAAAUUUGUCCAACUUGGGCUUGCUUCUCAUGCAUGGCUCCUUCCGGGUGUGGACAGAGCAUAAACAUGAAAGGAUACGAGACUUGAGGCUACGGCCGAUGCAGCGCCAUCUAUUUCUGUACCAGAGGGCACUUUUGCUGUGCAAAAAGAAAGAUGAGCAGCAUGGGAGUAAUGAGCAUCCAUGCUACACCUUUAAAAAUAAAUUAAAUCUCUCUCAGGUCGGGCUAACAGAGAAGAUCAAGUCGGAUCAGAGAAAGUUUGAACUGUGGUUGCGAGGAAGGGAAGAAGUCUACAUCAUUCAGGCCCCAGAUCUGCAAACAAAAGAUGUGUGGGUCACAGAAAUCAAGAAAGUUCUUAAAAGCCAGUUUGACCACAUAAAAGGUAACCCAUUCUUGAUAAAUCCUGGCCAUUGUCGAAACUCAACAAUAUCACCAGGCAGCAAGCUAACAAGGUUAAAACUUCUUUUUUGCUGCUGCCAUUACAGUCUAGACAGCUGGAAAACUAAUGAUGCAGACAGACACUCAACUGUGCCAAGUGGUAUGGAGAUGUGUUCACCUCUAAUAACUCCAACCUCACCUCCGUAUCAAAACACCAGAGGGAACUUGGAGGAGGAUAGAGAGGAAAAUGAAGACAACGAUGGGGGUUGGUCUUCAGGAGAGUUUUCCAACAGUGAUGAGGAAAGUUAUGUACAAAAUAUCCCAACAAUUGAGCCAUCUUACAAAGAACAUUUUGUAUCCUUGGGGGACUACUUUGUGGUAGAUCCAACAGAACUGGGAUUAUCAGAAGGUGAUGAAGUUGAGGUGAUGCGAGUGGGAACAAAUGGUUGGUGGUAUGCACGUCACCUGCGUACAGACCAGGAGGGAUGGGUGCCAUCUACUUUCUUGGAACCUGUAUCUAGAGCCCCAUCUUUGUAUUCUAGUUCGGACUCCCUCUGUGUGGCAGGUGCCAGAAGUGAGAUGACCAGGACCUCCAGCAGUUCUUACUUCCGGACAAACAGCCCUGUCCCAGAAACCACAGUAUAG
Candidula unifasciata is the source of this 2277-nucleotide messenger RNA. NCBI's taxonomy places the organism in Eukaryota, Metazoa, Mollusca, Gastropoda, Stylommatophora, Geomitridae. The record is from the annotation of a GenBank genome assembly.